AUGGAUGAAGCUAUGGUCAGCAAGCUGCAAGAAGGUGUAAAAGUGAAUGUCGUCGACUUUAUAGAAGCCGAUGAAUACACAGUUACCCUCAAGUGUUUGAUCAUCGACAAUAACCCUAGAUACGUUUUCGGGGAAGGUUGGAGUACCAUGAAGUGGUCGCUAGAUCUAAAAGAAGGCCAACAACUGAAGCUUUAUUGGGAUGUUGAAGAUAAGAAGUUCUUUAUUCUCAAUUUCUGUUAUCAGACAAUUCCUCUUAUGAUUCCCGUGUAG
This is a messenger RNA of Thlaspi arvense, 270 nucleotides long. The record is from the annotation of a GenBank genome assembly. Lineage: Eukaryota; Viridiplantae; Streptophyta; Magnoliopsida; Brassicales; Brassicaceae.